AGAGCCCGGCUGCACGGAGGGAGCAGGUGGGGAGGCAGCCCCGCUGCUCCCAUGGCACCCAGCCCCUUCCCCGCACCCCUGCACCCACCGCUCGCCUCCACCCCACAGCCCCUGGCUUGGGCGCAAGGGCUGGUGUCUUCUGGGCUACUGAUGCUUUUGGUCUACACUCCCCACCGAUGGCUCUGAUGUCCUUUGCUGCCCCUUCGACCCCCAGCCUGGGACCCUCAGCCUCUCCGCCGGCGGUGGGGAUGCUUGCUGUCCUCCUGGCAGGCUGUGCCAGCCACCUGCCAGUCUCCUCGGAGUGUUUUCCCAUCACGUGUCGCUGCCUCGCUGGGCCAUCAGACCCUCUUAGUCUGUGAAAAUUCCCCCCGCUUCACCAGUGUCCUCCGGGGCUGCUGUCUCUUUGGCUUUCUGCUCUUCACCCACCCUAUUCCUUGGCCACAUCCUAUUCAGACCUUGCUCUCGGCUGGUCCUGCCCCUUCGGAGGCUUCGAGAAGAGCGGACAACUUCACGUGGAGGUACGGGCAGAGAUCGUCCUCAUUCAAUAGGACACUGGCUGCGGCAGGAACAAUUGGGGAGCCAUGGGCUGUCGGCUCAUCCGCGGUCUCUCCGGAGCCGCAGUCUUCCUUGUCAGCGUGGCUCUCCUCUCCGUGCGGCACCGUGGGGCUCAGGAAACAGCUCAGUACCCAGGACUCAGGGAAGGAAUGUUGGGGAAGCUGGAGCGACGGAGCAAAGCCAGCCCAGAGGAUGGAGGUGGUGGCGGGGGACAGAAGGACCUGCAAGUCCAUCCUCCGGAGGGAUACAGGACUGAGGGAAGCCUGACCCUUGGGGAUAUUUUCAUAGCUGUGAAGACAACCAAGAGAUUUCACCAGAGCAGGAUGGAGCUGCUCCUGGACACGUGGAUAUCCCGGGCCAGAGAGCAGACCUAUGUCUUCACUGAUGAAGAAGAUGAUGCCCUGAAAAGGAGAAUGGGUGACCAUGCAGUCUUCACCAACUGCUCUGCUGAGCACAGUCACCCAGCCCUCUCCUGCAAGAUGGCCGCUGAGUUUGACGCCUUCCUGGCCAGCAGCAGGAGCUGGUUUUGCCAUUUGGAUGACGACAACUACCUGAACCCUCGGGCCCUCCUGAAGCUCUUGUCCUCCUACUCUGCAACGUGGGAUGUUUACCUGGGGAAACCCAGCCUGAACCGACCCAUCCGAGCCUCCGAAACGCUGCCAAACAACCAGACGAAAUCUGUGCGCUUCUGGUUUGCCACGGGAGGAGCUGGGUUCUGCAUCAGCCGCAAGCUGGCAAGCAAGAUGGUGCCAUGGGCCAGUGGCAGGAACUUCCUGAGCACUUCAGAGCUCAUCCGCCUGCCGGACGACUGCACCGUGGGUUACAUCAUUGAGUGCAAAGUCGGGGGGCAGCUGUUGCCCAAUGAGCUCUUCCAUUCCCACCUGGAGAACCUGCAGCUUAUCCCCCCCUCUCGGCUCACACAGCAGGUCACCCUCAGCUAUGGUGUCUUUGAGAACAAGCUCAACGUUAUUGAACUCCGUGGCCCCUUCUCACCCCAAGAGGAUCCCUCAAGCAGGUUUCGAUCACUCCACUGCCAUCUCUAUCCCGACACCUCCUGGUGCUUGCAGGCUGUUGGCUGGUGAUGCCUGAGCCUCAUCUACAGUGGUUCCUGGUGACAUCCAUUCACCUUGUGCAUGUAGGGGGUGGGACACUAAAGAAGCUUGGUGCUCCCAACUUUCCCUUUUCUAUGGUGGUCUUGAGGAUGUGUGAUGGCUUUUUUUGUCCUUACUGAACACCAGUGACACAGGGCAAGAGACGAGAUCUGUGCGAAAGAUGGAUAACACGGGCUGCACACAUGGAUGCUCUUCCCAUCUGUGGUGGGAUACAUGCAAGGGAUAGGAGCAGUAUGCCUUCCUGAGCAGAUCAAGGAAUGGGUGGUGACUGCUGGGCAUGUGAGUAGAGGUGGGGACCUGCUGCUGCUCCUUGCUGUGGAUUCAUCUUGCUGGACUAGAAAUGCACUGGGUAUGGCUAACCAGUGCCCAGUUGGGUAGAUGGCUGAUAGUGUGCCUUGGCUCCAGCCUCUCUGAGCAGGUCCUCUUCCUCCAUAUCUGCCUGUGCUUUCCCCACCGCCCACUCUUCCCAACCUUGACUGAGUCUCUGCUUAGUUAAGGUCUAGAGAAAUGGAAAAUGUGACCAUUUCUGUGCUGAAUGAGUGCUGGGAAAGCAUAGUUCUUGCCUGGCAGAGGGGAGGUGGGCAGGAAGUACAAAGAAUCAGGAAUCCCCCUGCCUGCUGGGAUAAAGAAGAGAGCGUGGGGUGGGGAGCCAGGAGGAGACAGAUUGAGAUGAGGCCAGUUUCUGCACUGAACAUGGAAGGCUUGAACUUGCAUGUCCCUGCAUUAUUUCUCUCUUUUUACCUACAUGAUAUGGGGUCAGGAUAAUCUCUUGCUCUAAUUACCAACCUGUCGUCUGAGAUUAGACUCCAACUCUUACCUGUGAGAGAAGAGACAUAAAGGAUUAAGACUGGCUGAAAAAGAGGAGAAAGGAAGAGAUGGAGAAGGAGCACUCAGGAGCGGAUUAGAGGUUACAGCUUUAUAAUCUUCUCUGUGCCCCGACCAAAAAAAAUUAAGUCAUGAAGGAAUGGAAACAGCAAGGCAAAGAGCUUUUUAUCUCUGUGUUUCUUUCCUCCAGAUGCUAAGAACAGCUUUCUGCCUUCCCACUGUCCCUGCUGAGCCCAACAGGGGGAAGGAGCAGGCCCAAAUAGGUUACAAGAUUUCUGGCAUGUUUGUGGAGGCUUCUUUUCUCAGUACAGAGCCUGGCAUGAAAGCUGGGCAAUUCUGCUUGCUGGGGAAUGAACUUUGGCACCAUUUUGUCCUUGUACACACGGUUAAAUGGCUGGGGGAAAGCGAUGCAGGGAAAGCUGGAAGGCAAAGAGGCUGUUUUAAAUGGCAGGUGGUGCCACAAACAGGUAUUUCUCUUUAAAGAGCCUUUCAAAACACGCUGCUGGGAUCUGUGAAAGAUUCCUGUAAUCUCCAGAUGAAAGGACAAAUGCCCUUUCUCCAAAGAGCUGCUUAGCUUUGAUGCUGCUGAUGUGACUAAGCCUGCUGCUGGUGGGCUGGAAGAGCCAAGGGCGACUAUCACUGUGCCUCGACCGUUUUGAAAACUGGCCAAUGUCGCCUCCUCCCCCCUGACCCCCAAGCACCAGCAUCUCUUACAUGGCACACAUGAGGUUUAAAGGAAAGGCGUCAGAACAACCUUCCACCUCUGCAAAGGAGGAUGUGGAAACAAACGAGCACUUUAAUUUCUGGAGAAGCAGAAAGAGGAGCCUGUAGAGCUGUUUUCCAGCCUGAUCACUCUUACCAGCCUUUAACCAGCUUGUGAAGCAGCAGAAAGCCCUGCUUUCUUCUCUUGCACAACAUGCCUUUGAACUGGAAAUUCAUCCAGAGGAGGGACAGGGGUUAACUGAUGCCAAUGACCAUUCCUUGGGUCAUGCAAAGCACUUGGCUCACACAACUACAAGGACCUAGGAACAAUGCGGCUCAAAACAGAGACACCCAACUAUUUGAAGACAGGUGCAGCAUAAAGAAGUCCUGCCCCACAGGGCAAAUGAUUUGGUUUGAACUUAACCAGAAGACAAAAAAUGCUUCUGUGUGAAGAAGUGGGAGUCUUCACGAGAAAUCUACACUACCCGGAUAUCUUAUUUUCCCAUUCAAACUGUCAGCUGCAUUGUUAAUUGAGUCUCUGUGCUAAAAAGCCAGUCAGUCCUAUCUGUAGAUAUCCUGGUGACAACCAAAGCAUAAUGUGAUUCGUGUGCCUGGAGAAGAAACUGAUAGUUUCCCUCCUUUCCCUGGGGAACAGGAAGGCAGAGAACCUGGAAGCCUGCUUUGGAUCCUGGUCCGUUUUGGCCUGGUGCCUUUUGCAUGGCUGAAGAUCAGAUGUUAAAUGGGUUGAGUCCUUGAGUGGCUGCAUGGGGACUGGUUUAAGACUCGGCUUCAUUGCUGGAGCAGUUAAGUGCCACUUAUGUGGAAAAUGUCUUGUCUCAUAAGGAAACCGAGAACAGACGAGAAGAUGUCUGGGGCAGGGCUUCUCUUGGGCUGUGGAGAGACGAAUGACAGAGAAGUCCUGUUAUGCCUGUGACGACAAUGCGCUGGAAAGAAAAUAGCUUCUCGGAGUCGACAAAAGAAACCAGGUUUUCUCUAAGAACAGAGAGACAGCUUAAGGGGACAUUCACCACAUGAAAUCUGAUCAAUGUUAAAACCUGAGUUAAAAUUAGUUUCAGGAAUGGUUCCUGCCCCUGAGGCUUGCUGUCAGAUGUUGUGGUUUUACAGUCUCAUUUUCCUAGUUUAUUAAAGUGUUUAGCUGCUUGGGAAAAUGAGAAACAAUCUCACGUGAAACUUUUCAGGGGACUGUCUGUUUUUAUUCUCCUUCAUGAUUUUCUGA
Molecule: messenger RNA, 4431 nt
Organism: Calidris pugnax (ruff)
Lineage: Eukaryota; Metazoa; Chordata; Aves; Charadriiformes; Scolopacidae
Gene: MFNG
Product: MFNG O-fucosylpeptide 3-beta-N-acetylglucosaminyltransferase
Exons: 8
Coding region: 582-1637 (351 amino acids)
Biological process (GO): regulation of Notch signaling pathway
Cellular component (GO): membrane
Molecular function (GO): O-fucosylpeptide 3-beta-N-acetylglucosaminyltransferase activity
Source: RefSeq, a predicted model, not a curated record